GCGACCUCCGGAAUUCCAGAACUCCGGCGGCCGGCCCCGGAGAACCGCAGCCGGGCCGAUGCAUCCCGUAGACCUCACCCAGCCGGGACGGACCUCCUAAUCUCCCGAACUGCGGGCCGCAGGGAGUUAAAUUGCUGCCUUCCUCUCUUCUCUCUUGCGGUUGGUGGCUUGUUUUCUAAAGGAACGUUUUAUUCACUUUUUAGUAUUUUCUACCGGGGGCGCGCUCCCCGCCUCGGUCCAGAUUCUGCUUUGUAAACGGGUUUUAUAUGUAUGUGUGUGUGGAUACACUUUGGACACCUUACCACGCUUGCGCUCUCCAGCAGGGGCACGGCUUGUUGUUCUGGACAGCCUUCUUCCCCUUGCUCUUGGUACCCGAACGCGGUGUGACCAAACUCCCCACCGCCCCUUGGACGCGGAUCGCUUUGGGGUUCAAGUUUGGGGUGCAAGAGUCUAGUGAACAGGAAGGUCUGGGACCGCCCCGCCCCCGCCACCAGCGGUUGGGGAAGUUUACAUCUGGAUUUUCACACAUUUUGUCGCCACUGCCCAGAGUCUGACUAACCUUGUAGGCGUCGGGUUUUCGGGACUGCAGCCUCCUCAAGUAUUAGCACUGCCUCCCCGAGCCGGCCCCAUCCCUCCAGGCUGCCGAGGUCCUGCCCUCACCUCGGGCGGAGCGCGAUCCCGAGGGCGCAUUGGAGCCCGGGGCCUGGGGCCCGCGCUGAGCAGCUAUGGCUGCGGCGAUAGCCAGCUCCUUGAUCCGGCAGAAGCGACAGGCGAGGGAGUCCAACAGCGACCGGGUGUCGGCCUCCAAGCGCCGCUCCAGCCCCAGCAAAGACGGGCGCUCCCUGUGCGAGAGGCACGUACUCGGGGUAUUCAGCAAAGUGCGCUUCUGCAGCGGCCGCAAGAGGCCAGUGAGGCGGAGACCAGAACCCCAGCUGAAAGGAAUUGUGACAAGGUUAUUCAGCCAGCAGGGAUAUUUCCUGCAGAUGCACCCAGAUGGUACCAUUGAUGGGACCAAGGACGAAAACAGUGACUACACCCUCUUCAAUCUAAUUCCCGUGGGCCUGCGUGUGGUGGCCAUCCAAGGGGUGAAAGCCAGCCUCUACGUGGCCAUGAACGGCGAAGGCUAUCUCUACAGCUCAGAUGUUUUCACUCCAGAGUGCAAAUUUAAGGAAUCUGUGUUUGAAAACUACUAUGUGAUUUAUUCUUCCACACUGUACCGUCAGCAAGAAUCAGGCCGAGCGUGGUUUCUGGGACUCAAUAAGGAAGGUCAAAUUAUGAAGGGGAACAGAGUGAAGAAAACCAAGCCAUCGUCACAUUUUGUACCAAAACCUAUUGAAGUGUGUAUGUACAGAGAGCCAUCGCUGCAUGAAAUUGGAGAAAAACAAGGGCGUUCGAGGAAAAGUUCUGGAACACCAACCAUGAAUGGAGGCAAAGUCGUGAAUCAGGAUUCAGCAUAGCUGAGAACUCUUCCCUCUGUCCCUCUCGCAUUCCUUCCCUUUCUCCCCCUGCCCCUUUACCCAUUUCCUUCCAGUAAAUCCACCCAAGGAAAGGAAAAUAAAACGGCGACCCAGGACCUAGUGGCUAAGAUUCCGCACUCAAAAUCUUCCUUUGUGUAGGACAAGAAAUUUGAACCAAAGCUUGCCUGUUGCAAUGUGGUAGAAAAUGCACAAGAACAAAGAUUAGAGCACUUUUAAAAGCAGGGGGAAAAAAAUAAAUCAAGACUCCACAGAUAUUAAAAUCAACUGUGUUGUUGUUAAUAGAGAGCAAUUAUAAUGAAGACAUAACUAUAACUGAUUGGAAAUAAAGUUGUUACCUUAAAAGAGAAGGAUUUUGAAGAUUUGGACUCACAAAUCAAUGUAAUAUGCUAAAUAGCUUAAGUUCUGGAUAAUGUUGGGAUGUGUGGUUUGUUUUGAAUUUUUUUUUCCCUUUGGGCAUCUGGAACUGACAUCCUUGUUUCUGGACUUUUUUUUUUUUAACCAUGAUAUUGACUAUUGAAUAUGUAUGACUUACAGAUUCUUCUAAUGCCUGUAAGGUAUAAGCCAGGAAUCAUUUAACAUCAAGAAAACUUUGAAAUUUUAUUCUUGAAGUUAUUUAAUAGUGCUUUAAUGUAAAACACAGCCUUAUGUUGAAUCUCAUGGGUUUAGCUGAUUUUAUUCCUUCAUAGAAAGAGGUUCAGAUUCUCCUAGGAGAAUAUCAUAUUUUUAUCAAAGGUAUUAAUCUAGGGUCUUGUUUUUUUAGGCAUUCAGAAAGAAAAGUGUUUCCCUAAGGGUAAAGUCACUUCUGGGAGUUGUCACUGUCCUGCGUGGGCAGUGAUGGACAGUAAUGUUUCUGUUACCAUUUGGUCAGAUUUUGUACUUGGGCACACCUUUGAGAGUAUAGGUAUGUGUCUAGCUCUCUUGGGGAAUUUUAUACCAUCUCUUGCGGCAGGGAGGAAGGAUGAGGGGUUUUACAUAAGGAAAUAAGUCCUAGGAAAUUGGUUAAAGAAAAUUGCAUUUGCCUUUGUGCUUUACCUGAGUUUUAUGUGUAUAGCAUAUUCCAGACUCUGCCAAGAAACUGGGAAGAAUGGCUGUGAAAUUCCUAACUUACUGUCUUAUGAAGCCAGUGUCUUGUUUGUUGCUGUAUAAACUCAUUUGUCAGCCAGUUGAACAAUAAGUCUGUCUCUUAGAACAGAGAAAAGAACUUGGAAUAUGCUGAAUUUACAAGGGGCAUAAAGAAACAAUAUGGAAUUAACCACUAUUGCCCCAGUAUACAAGGUUGUGUGAGCAGCUUAAAGUACUCAAGAAAAACAAAAACUCAGUGUAAAGACUAGGCAAAUGUACAAUUAGGCAGGGUUAAGUAUUGGAAAACUACAAGGAAAGAAAUGAACAUUAUACAAUUGCCUUGGAAGAAAUAGAUCUACUUAGUCCUACAAAUCAGGAAUGGUGUAGAGACAUCCAAAUUAAAACAAAAUAAAACAGAAUGUUAAAAAAUGUAUGCAGAUUUAUGGAUAUUAUCAAUGAGAAGACUUAGCAUGUUACUUCUCCUAUAGCUCUACUGUCCAGCAUGUAUUGUUCCAAAUAUGACUCCCUAAAAUAUAUACACUUUGCAGAAGCUCUUGGCCCUCACUUCAAUGAUCUUGCCACUGGUUGCUGUACUCUUCAAAGUCAGUGUAGUUUUCCUUACUCUACACAAUCAUUAUUCUUCAGUAGUGGUUGGUGUCCUUCACCAAGUAUUCUAUUUUUGUUAUCAGGAGGUUAGCAGAAAAUGAAAUGGAGUACUUUACCUAAUCAGUUGCAAGAGUAAAAGUUAUGCGUCUAGACAAAGAAUUUGAACACAUAUUUGCAAGAGAUGUUUGCUUAACUAGAAUAUUUAGAAAGUAACAAAGACUUUUAAAUUUAAAAGAAAAGGAAUGUUGCUAUUCUAAAAAAAGAACAUCCUUGUAAAAAAAAUAUACAAAUCUAUUUUUUUUCUCCUUGUCACUCUUGAUUCAACUUGAUUAUAAACGCACCUGUCACUUCCAGGACCAAACAAAUCCUAAGCACAAAACCUUGUUUUCUUUGUAAAGAUAAAAAAGAGGCUUUUACAAAAUGGGUUGUAGGCUCAUUUAGCAUGAAAUGACCUGAGAUUUUGUGGUGAAACUCAUAUACACACACACACACACACACACACACACACACACAUGCCACAUACACACCCCAGACUCAUCCGUGACACAUAUACCAUUUCACAAAUUGUUAUCGAUUACACUGAUGAUUUCAUGACAAAGCACAUCUAACCUGGUUAAAUAUAAGAGAGAUGUGAAUCUACAACAGAAUUCUUCAUCUUUCAGUGUCUGUCCAUCAUUUAUCAUCUAGACUCACAUUUGUCUUUUUCCUAAUAGCAUUUAAGAAACAAGAGUUCUAGCCGCCCAAAUUUGUGUAUUGUUUUUCUCCAUAUCAUUUAAGCAAAUGUACACCACAGUAAAAUGUUUUUGGAAAUUACCUUUGCCAUAUUUACAAUUAAUUUUAGAAGCUAAAUUGGAAACCUCAUAUUUCUUUGAUGCAUUAACCUGAAAAAGCUGUGUUUUAGAGCACAGGGUGAAUGUUUAACUGCUGCUUACUUUUUAAGUACAUAAAACCUUUACUAGAAAAAGUCAGUACUCACUGUCUAGGUUUUAAUAAAAUUAACAAAUAUAAACACAUAAGUAAUCCUAUUUCCUUCAAAAAUACAAGCCAGUUUCAAUAAUUUGUUAUUCAGGUUUAUUCCAAGUAAAAGGAUCCACUAGUUUGAUUUUCAUCAUUCCAAUUUCUGGGUCUCAGUUUAUCCAUCACUUGUUCUCCUAUAAGUGAAAUAAGCUUUUUUUAAAAAAAAUUCAUUGGGAUAUUCUCAGGAAAAACAUGACUUUUAGUAAAGCUUUGUAAUUGACUAUGUGCAUAUAAGUUAAGACAUGUUUAUUCUAAGAGUCCUUAUUGUAACAUGUUUCAAAAUCAGUGGAAUUAAGAAGGAAAACGGAAUUUUGAGACUUUCACAAAAUAAUUUUCUGGUCAAUAUACCUUACUUGAUUUUCAGGUUAGAAUUUGAGGUAUAGAAACAAAAUGGUGCUGAAGUUCCAUUUGCUGAUUCAAAGACUUUUGUGAGUCAGGAACCUGGAGGACAGCAAGCCAGCCUAUUCUCCGUCACAGUAAUAGUUUGGGUUUUGAAUUUUACAUAUGAAUUUCUUAGCACAUUUUUAGCCACUACGGAUUAGCACAAUAAAGAGACAUCAAUUUUAUGUAAAUUAUGAUACUUUAUGGGCCUCAUUCUAAUCCAGAUAGCUUUUUUAGAAGAAUUCUUCUAUUUAAGAAAAUGACAAUGCUGUACAUAGGGGUUAUUUAUGUAUAGAUUUGUGGUCCUGUGGGGCCACUAAUAAGAGAAUAUUAAGACAAAAGUAAAGUAUGAGGAAUGACUUGUUGCGUAUUGAAAAGUUUGAAGGUCCUACUUUGGGACCACUGGUUUCUUGGUGAAGAAGCAUGACUACAUCAACAGUAAUUUUUUUUUUAACACAGACCCAGAAAUAGCAAAUCUGCUAUUCCACCUUCAUGACUUAGUCUACAAGGCCUUGCACUGAGAAGGUUUUCCAUGAUACUGCUUAAUUUCAUCUGCACAAGAUGAAACAUAUUCAAACAAAAAUUCUCUGCUCAUUUUAGUAACAUAAAAGGCUGAGAUUAUUUCUCUGUCAUAAAAUUGUAAAUAGCAUUUUUUAAAAUCAGAAUCACAUUUAAAACAGUGGAUUGUUCUACAAAUAUAUAUGUGUAUAUAUACAUAUGCUUCUGAAAUAAGAAUAUAUAGAGUUUUUAUUUGGUUUGUGGUCUUCAGUCGUAGUCAAAAAUAAAGAGAUUUGAAUGCAAAACUUUAUAUAUAAAUGUAUAUUUCUAAUGAUAGUAUAAAUUGCCACUUUAUAAUAAAAGAAACAGGUGGAAACAAUACACAAAGCAAAUGCUCCUCAGAAUUUCAGUGAUUCUAAACUCCCUCUUUGAUGCAGAAGUAUUUUUUCUUUCUAAAAAGUCAUAUUAAAAACUAUACUUCCUGAUACUGAUUCCAUAAGUCAUAUCAUAAUGAAAAUUUAUGGUUGAGGAUAGGUAAAGGAUGCUAAAUACAGAUCUUUAUUUUAAAAGACUUUUCCUGGAACCCAAGUAAAAAUAAAUUAAGUGAAAACUGGGAAUGUUCAGAAAUGAUAUAUUGAACUUCAGUAAAAAACAUAAGCAAAAAUACAUUCAACAAUGUGAUAAUUGCAUUAAAAUGUCAUAAUAAAAAUUGCAUCAUUAAAUGUUCUAUUAGUUGGAAAUAAUGAAUUAAUGUAUUUUUUGACUUUGCUCCAAGUACAACUUAAAGUCAGAGGCAUUCAUUUUAUUUAAAGUUGUUCAAAGUCCAAAAUAUAGUCCCAUGAAUAGAAUUGGUAUUAGCCUCCAUUACAAGGUUGAAUGUUACAAUUUUAAGAAAUUAUUGACACUGAAAUGUUUAAUAAACAUGUUGUAUGAGAAACUGAGCAAAUUAAUGUUUCAUUUUUGCAUUAAAGCACAGAUUAUUCAAAUCAUUGUUUUUUUGAGAUCAGAUUUGUAAAUUGUUUAUACAUCACAACCUUAUUGAAGUAAAAAGCAAUUAAAAUCUUGAGAAGCUCAUGCAUGUAGACAAAA
Messenger RNA from Manis pentadactyla (Chinese pangolin), 6131 nucleotides. It is a transcript of the gene FGF12, whose product is annotated as fibroblast growth factor 12. Gene Ontology annotation, molecular function: fibroblast growth factor receptor binding; growth factor activity. Bases 726 to 1457 code for a protein of 243 amino acids. The record is from RefSeq and is a predicted model, not a curated record. Lineage: Eukaryota; Metazoa; Chordata; Mammalia; Pholidota; Manidae. The transcript has 5 exons. Gene Ontology annotation, cellular component: cytoplasm. Gene Ontology annotation, biological process: positive regulation of gene expression; animal organ morphogenesis; fibroblast growth factor receptor signaling pathway.